UGUUUAUAUGCUAUGAGGUGAGCUUUGAUUGUUUUCUCUAAAAAUGUUAUUGACAAUGAAAUUAAUGGAUUCUAAAAUGUUCAAGAAGAGCCAAAUUCCUGUCAGAAUCUAAGUUGAUGGUUUCUUUUUCUUUCUUAGACGGUUUUCCUUCCGUCCGGAACCGGAUCCGUAUUGUCAAGCUAAAUACACUUUCUGUCCGACUGGCUCACAUAUCCCAGUUAUGAAGGGCGAUGAUGUCAUUGAAGUCUUUCGGUUACAAGCCCCAGUAUGGGAAUUUAAAUACGGAGACCUCCUGGGACACUUGAAAAUUAUGCAUGAUGCCAUUGGAUUCAGGAGUACCUUAACGGGCAAGAAUUACACAAUGGAAUGGUAUGAACUUUUCCAACUUGGAAACUGCACGUUUCCUCAUCUCCGACCUGAAAUGAAUGCUCCUUUCUGGUGUAAUCAAGGCGCUGCCUGCUUUUUUGAAGGAAUUGAUGAUAGUCACUGGAAGGAAAAUGGGACAUUAGUUCUAGUAGCGACCAUAUCAGGAAACAUGUUUAACAAAAUGGCAAAGUGGGUAAAACAGGACAAUGAAACAGGGAUUUAUUACGAGACGUGGACUGUCCAAGCCAGCCCAGAAAAAGGGGCAGAGACAUGGUUCGAAUCCUACGAUUGUAGCAAAUUUGUGUUAAGGACAUAUAAGAAAUUGGCUGAAUUUGGAGCAGAGUUCAAGAAGAUAGAAACCAACUAUACAAGAAUAUUUCUUUACAGUGGAGAGCCUACUUAUUUGGGAAAUGAAACAUCUAUUUUUGGACCAACAGGAAACAAGACUCUUGCUUUGGCCAUAAAAAGAUUUUAUUACCCCUUCAAACCGCAUUUGUCAACUAAAGAAUUUCUCAUGAGUCUUUUGCAAAUUUUUGAUGCAGUGAUUAUACACAGACAGUUCUAUUUGUUUUAUAAUUUUGAAUAUUGGUUUUUACCUAUGAAAUUCCCUUUUAUUAAAAUAACAUAUGAAGAAAUCCCUUUACCUAACAGAAACAAAACACUCUCUGGUUUAUAAAACCUUAAUUCUGUUGCUCUUUUUUUCGCCUACCACCAGCAUAUCAGUUUUUCAGGGCCUGCCUGGUUUUACAUUUGUGGAUUUCUUAGUCCUUUCUUCCUUGGGGCAGAAAGGUAAAAUGCACAUGGGCAGAAUUGCUGCAUGAUAAUAUCUCAGGACUUUUUUUGAAAAGAAGCUGAAAUUCGUUGGCCAAAGUGAGCACGUUAGAUGAUCUUGAUUUCAAUCUCCAAGCCUUUGUUAAUAUGAGUUACAGUUCAUAUCAGAUAUAUAGGAUCUUUGAACCCAAUAUUUUAAAAUUGUGGAUAUGGUAUGCCAAGAUUUUAAAAUACUCUCAGUGACAUUUUCAUGGUGGGUGCUCCUUUUUUUCUGGUAUGGUGGUUACGGUUUUUCAUUUAAGUACUUUUUAGACUGACUUUACAGCUUGUGUAACUUUUGGAACCAGGUCUAAUAGUUGAUUUUGUUCUGUUCACUUAACCUUAAAGUCUAAUUUGGACACCAUAGCUGGGGAGCGGUUGUGCUUCCCCGUGGGGUAAAUACAGUGCUAAAGAGCAUGGCUAGCAUUUUAGAACUGGUCAAUAACUGGCAUUUUGUGAUUUAAGCCGCUUAACAUGUCCAAACCUUAGUCUCCUUACCUCUAAAAUGAUUCAUCUGUCAGGAUUGUUGUAAAGAUUGAAGCCAUGUGUGUUUGGCAUAGUAAGUUCACACAAUAAAUGGUAUUUAAUGGUAUUAAACGGUAAUAGUUGGUAUUUAAUCACAAUAUAAUGAUUAAUCAAGGAACAAACUGCCAUCCUUGGUCUUGCCUAAUGUAGUUCACAUGCCAGCCUUUCCUGGGUUUUGUAAUUAAUCACCUAGGCUUGGAGCUGACAGCAUAGUGCUUCUGCAGUUCUUCAAACACGUGGGGCAUGGAAGUAUCUGACUGCAGACACAUCUGGGUGGAUAUGUGCCCUCCGACUCCUUCACUGCUUGCUGUGUCCUCCCUCUGCCCACCAAAGCUGCCAGCUCAGUGGAAGAGGUUUCACUUCCCAGAGAGAGGACAGAUAUUGUCAAUGAUCUCCAAGUAGCAGUGCUUCCAUCAGGCCAUCAAAUAAGAUUUCAAGGUCCUUUAAGUGUUUGAUGAUCAACUGAACACAUUCUUUCUAUUCAUGGAAAAAACACCAAUCCGUAAGAUGACGAAGCAGAGAUCAGAGAAAACAAUCCGUGUUUACUAUGUAAAUGUACCAAUUAUAUCAUUCAGUUUCUACUAACAUUUGAGUGCUUCCUGAGAGGUUUGGCACAUUAUCAUAGAGUUCUCAUAAAAAGCCUAAACAUAGAUAUUAUUUACCUGAUCCAAAUGAGUAAACUGGGGCUUAGAAAGGUUAAGUGAUCUUUCCACAGCUACCCAGCUAGUGGUAAUGGAGCCACAGUUUGGACCAGGCUCUGCUAACUGAACGGGAUGCACUAUCAAAGCCAGUUUUUCAGCACUACUCGAAGGGUGGUCCUCAGACCAGUGCCUGCACCGUAUGUUACUAACACCAUGUGUUACUGGUCUGUGAGGGGAUCAGUACAGAUGCUGAUAGGAAGCAUUUAAACUUUUAAAGCAACUUCUUGAAUUUUGUUUCUGUUGAAUCUCAUUAAAAAAUUGGGGCUUGUAUUUUUUGUCUUUGUUUUUACUUCAUUUGUCUAGGAAUUCACUUUUACUGUCUUUUUCAAAACUAUAGGCACUACAACAGUCUGAAAAUAAAAACCCAGCCCUUUACCACAGAUAGCUUGAGAAGCACUGCAUUAUUCUGCUUACUGCACAGAGGUAAAGUCUUACUCAAAUACAUAGGGAGAACUUUCUUUCACUGCCUACCAUUUAGCCUAUCUACUCAUGUUAAUAGUGCCUAAACAUUCCUAAUUAAUUUUGCUUCUUUAGCCUACUAGUUGUCUUCAGGAUAUGUCAUAAGAAAAUUUGGAUCUUUGCAGUAUCACCAUCUAGUGGCUAAAAUCGGGCAGUGCCAACUUCUACUGGAUUCUUAGGAAAAUUGCUCUGGGUAACAGGAAAAAACUCUUGUGCCAAGUUUCUGUUAACUGUGAAUCACAGAACUUGGCUCCAUAGAAAAGACAAAUGAGGACACCUGUAAAUGAAUUUUAAAGCAAGAUUCUAAUAGUUACGUUUAAAAAGCAUUCAAGAUUUUUCAUUGUUCCUGAGAAUAUUAAUAAAUGAAGAGAUUCUGUGAAGGUAACAGAGACUCAGAUGACUGUAGCACAUGAGCACAGCAUUCAUAUAAGUACUUCUUAAGAAUUUAUCAAACCUGUCAACUGUACUUACUUACAAGAUGAAGUAUGGCUUUGGAGUAGAGAUGAAUCAUUCAGGAACAAAGCUGCUUUGAAAAUGGCAGUUGGGAAAACAAAACAAGGCCAGGCAGGAAUUUGCCAAUUAAAUUUUGCUGCCCUUUGAACUACUGUAUAACUUAAAUAUGAUUUCUAUUUUUCUGUUAAUUUAAGUUGUAAAUGUAUAAAAUUUCCU
Ceratotherium simum simum (southern white rhinoceros) is the source of this 3530-nucleotide messenger RNA. The record is from RefSeq and is a predicted model, not a curated record. Lineage: Eukaryota; Metazoa; Chordata; Mammalia; Perissodactyla; Rhinocerotidae.